Messenger RNA from Nannospalax galili (Upper Galilee mountains blind mole rat), 653 nucleotides. It is a transcript of the gene Ppp1r1c, whose product is annotated as protein phosphatase 1 regulatory inhibitor subunit 1C. Gene Ontology annotation, biological process: intracellular signal transduction. The transcript has 5 exons. Bases 184 to 462 code for a protein of 92 amino acids. The record is from RefSeq and is a predicted model, not a curated record. Gene Ontology annotation, molecular function: protein phosphatase inhibitor activity. Gene Ontology annotation, cellular component: cytoplasm. Lineage: Eukaryota; Metazoa; Chordata; Mammalia; Rodentia; Spalacidae.
CCAGACAUCACUGUGGAUGUUGAAGAAGGGAGUUACUCAACCUCGGCAUCUUCACUUGCUCAGGCUGGAAUUACAGCUAUUUAUUACAAAGCUCUGCGUGCAGCUUGGUAGAGUGUGCCGAAGGAAGCUCACUUCCGUUGGUUCUUUAGCUCUUCACAACUCUGUUUAAUUCUCAUCACUGACAUGGAGCCCAACAGUCCCAAAAAGAUACAGUUUGCUGUGCCGUUAUUCCAGAGUCAGAUUGCUCCGGAGGCAGCAGAACAGAUCAGGAAAAGAAGACCUACACCAGCAUCACUUGUGAUUCUCAAUGAACAUAAUCCUCCAGAAAUAGAUGACAAAAGGGUGAACAACACACAAGAAGAAUCGCAGAAUGCAUCCCCCAAGCAAAGGAAGCAGAGCGUGUACACAGCACCCACCAUGAAAGGAACAAGCAGCAAAGGAGAAAAGAAGACAUGGGAAUAGAUAAAAGAGGCACCCGCUUUAGGGGAAGAUGGACAAAGAAGAGGAAAGGGGUGUUCUUGUACGGCUGUGUGAUGCGCAACAGAGUAAAACUGAGUUAUGGGUCAGAAAUGUACAAACACAUAUAGUAUGUAAUGGUAUAAGCAUGGUAAAUGGUUAUUUUGUCUUUUAAAACUUGACCUUAGAAAACGACC